AUGAAGGAAACGCUGCGGAAAAAGUCCACGAGAUCGGACUCCAACAGCGACUUUGACACCACAAGUGAAGCGCCCUCCAACCCAUGGGCAAGCGAGUCUUCGUCGGCGGCGAAUGGUGAGUCCAUCUCACGACAGACGUCCAAAUCAUUCAAGACCCCCGACACCGGGUCUCCCAUCAGACCUACAGCUCAGGAAAAAUCUGCAUCACCGCCACCGCCGCGGUCGACAACGCCGGCGACACUUGAAGUGAACGGCGCAGAAAACGGCACUGACAAGCCAACCCGCCGGAGGAAAACCAUUACGAAGACACCUCACACUUUUGAGCUCGAGGUCGACCUGAACCCCAUGAAGAAAGAACCACCACCACCGCCGCUGCUGCCAGCGGCUCCAGAACUGCCCAAGACCGAAGCAGCCGCCUCGACCCCAGCGCCGAAGAAGAAAAAGAAGGUCUCUCAAGGUCCGCCUCCAGAAACGCCAAAGUCGAUAACAGUCAAUGCUGUACCUUCCAUUCAAUCGACACCCGCAACCCCAACGUCGCCAAAACCUGUUUCGGUGCCGCCGUCGCAAACAUCAACGCCAACCUCCGUGGCACAACAUGGGCCUAUCUCGCCCAAACAGACUCUCCCGACACCUGCGGCUCACCCCUUUACCGCCACCCACCGACCCAAGAAGUCUCUAUCGUCGUCUACCGCCGUCACCGCGUCCAGCAAUCCAUGCCGCUUCACUCCCCCUCUUCUACCGGACGAAUCCUUCUAUGGCAAAGUUAUCGUCUUGACCAACGGUGCGUCUCAGACUGGCCAAGCUCUGAUCCGCCAGUUUCACGCCGCUGGCUCGCGCGUCAUCUUUGGCGACAAGUCGUCCGACCAAGCCCGCAAGCUUAUCUCGUCUCUCCCCCCUCCUCACGUGGUGCAUUUCAACAAAUGCGACAUGACGCGGUACUCGGACAUUUUGGAGCUCUUCAAGCUCGCAACGACCAUGUACGGACGGGUCGAUCAUGCCAUCUUCGGCGUAGGCGAUGACGGCGGGCAGGCACGGUCGGUCGCCGAGGCCGAGCGCGGCUGGUUCGACCAUGACCGGCCAGGUGUGAACAAGACUUUCCGCAUGGCCGUGUCGGAGAUUGAGCGCGAACCCUACGGGCUGGGCGAGACGUUAACGGCGGCCACGAGGUUUGCGAGGAUCGCCAUGGCGUACCUGAAAUACUCGCCCAAAGCGAAGCCCAAGUCCAAGCCUGUCAAUCCGUACGCGAGUCCACGACCCGACGACAGUGCGGGGGGAGAAGGAGGAGGAGGAGGACAAGCAGCCAAGAACGACCGGAGCCUGACCUUUGUCACGAGCGUCGCGGCGUUCAAAGAAACCUCUGGGCUACCCAUCUACCAGAUCGCGCAGCACGGGAUCUUGGGCCUGGUCAGGAGUCUCCGCAGCGCCGUCGACCCGGAUCCCGAACGCGACGGGGUGAGGAUCAACGCGGUCGUUACCAAUAUCAUGGUUCCGCGGGCGCUGGCACAGAGCGGGGGAAGAAUGAGCGUGCAACUUCCGCCCGACCGACCGGAGGACGUGGCGCGCGUGGUUGCCGGGGUCGUGGCGACGAGCAGCGCGAACGCCGCCAUCACGACGGACGGGACGGACACCGGCAUCACGACCGGAGGUGGCAUCUGGUACGAAAAGGGAUUCGAGCGUGGUGUGAGGGAGAGGUACCUGCACGGCCGCAUCAUUUACGGCGUCGGUACCGAAUGUUGGGAUGUCCAGGAAGGUUUGGACAGGAGUGAGACUUUGUGGAUGGGUGCGAAGCCCGUCGAAGCCAUGAUGAAGGCGACUGGGACUACAGACGUAGGACAGGCUGACGGAGGUGGUGCCAGUGGUGGUAGCAGUAGCAGUUGGAUUUUGGAUUUAGCGUAG
Messenger RNA from Exophiala spinifera, 1896 nucleotides. RefSeq lists its product as uncharacterized. NCBI's taxonomy places the organism in Eukaryota, Fungi, Ascomycota, Eurotiomycetes, Chaetothyriales, Herpotrichiellaceae. The record is from RefSeq and is a predicted model, not a curated record. The transcript has a single exon. Bases 1 to 1896 code for a protein of 631 amino acids.